AUGUUGAAAAUAAGUGCUGUGAUAUGUUUGAUUUGUUUAUGCUACGUUGAUGCUUUGCCGCACUGCAAAGUUUUAGAACUGCCUGAAGACGUCAUUCAUAGGAAUACAAUUAAUGUAAUAUAUACGAUGGAAAGCUCUUGCAAAUAUUGUGCACGUAAGGCUACAAUGUUGCCCAACUUGAAAGCUUCGCUCAAGAAUGCAGGAAUUAAUGCCCAUUUCAUUGUGGCUGUCAGUAACAAAUCUGGUAGGCUGUCUGGUCUCUCCACUCGUUUAUCAAUCAACAAAAGGCAUCUUUGGAAGACUUUGGGGGAACAAAACAACCACUUCUAUAUAAUCGACAGGUGUGGAAGAAUGGUCUAUGAAAUAAUAAAUCCCUGGUCGAGUCUUCAAAUGCCAUUUUUGCGUGGUGCCAUAAUAGCUACCCAAUUUAGCCACCCAUGUGGCCUCUGUCCACAGGAUUACACACAGGUAAAAGAGGAAAAUCUGAAGAUUUAUCCUCCAAUGGUUGAAGAGACGCAAUCUCACGCAGAGGAAACUCCUUUGGGCAUUGUGAUGAGAGUGAGGCACAGACAUCAUGGUGACCCCAACGUCUACAACCAUAUAGUCAUGACAGCUCAUGGAAUGCCAGGGCAUCAUCGGCACUUGCCACAUGAAACGAAAAAUAAAAUGAAACAUAAACCAACAUUUAGCUUGAAUAUUCCGGAGGACAAUAGUCAAGCUUAUGAAUCAACUUCUAUUCCAAAUGAAGCUGUUAGUGACAGUGGUGUGAACGAAAAACAAUUAGAUGUUGAACAGUCGGUAAACAGUAUUAAAAAAUUAGCAAAUAAUAGCCUACGAAUGGCAAACGAAACUCAAUUAUCUUUAAGUUCUAGUGAAACGAAAGACAAUGUUUUAGUUAAUAGUACGCCCAGUGAUAUGAAAGACAAUCUUUUAGUUGAUAGUGCGCCAAGUGAUAUGACAACAGAAAUAAACUUUACUGAACUAAGUAAUUCAGAGAAAUCUCAAGAAUUCGAUAACUCUAGGGAAGAACAUGACUCUUAUUCAGAAAUAACAACUGAAAUGAAUGAUAUUAAUGAAGAAAUAUUGGAUGAUUAUGAUGAAGGUUCUGACGAAGAAUCGCAAAAUGAUUAUGAAAAUAGUCAACUUAACAGUCGGGAAUUGGUUGAAAAACAAAAUCUUAAGGAACAUUAUGGAAGAAUUCUAGACUGGAUCAAAUAUGAAUAUUGA
Molecule: messenger RNA, 1227 nt
Organism: Nezara viridula (southern green stink bug)
Lineage: Eukaryota; Metazoa; Arthropoda; Insecta; Hemiptera; Pentatomidae
Source: the annotation of a GenBank genome assembly